UGGGGGCAGAUAAUUCAUCACCUCCAAGCUGCACUUUGGUUUCUGUUUGGUUUUUUGUUUUUUUUUCUCUUUGGGCGCAUCAGCGAUAAGGGGAGGUGCGAACAGACACAGAGAUGAACUCGAAAAGUCCGCAUACGGUGUGAAAAUAGACCCGCCUUCGAUCUGAAAAUAACUGCGGCGGGCUGAAACAGGAAACUUAUGCGCUUCACGUCUUGCAGGCUCACCGAUGCAUCAUUUGACACUUGAGCAGGUUCCACAAAUCCACAUCAGCGCCGCACCGCCUCAGCCGCGUCUCUGUCGCCAAUUUGCCUGAAGUCGGAGGAGAGUCGUUAUAGGAAAAAAAAAACAAAAACCAAGGAGACAGAUGACCUCUUUUUAUGACGAGAAAGACUUGGAGGAAGAGCUCAGUCGAGUCAGCUGCCCUGAUGAGGAUUUGGAGUUUGAGUACUUGUUUGAAUAUGAACCACCUUGCAGCGACUUUGCUGCGGGAGAUCAAGAUGACCCCAACCUUGCACCUCACAAAGUCCUCAGCCCUGAGUCUGAGCAGGCUUUCCCUCUGGAGGUGGCCUCCCCGUACGGCAUCAAGUCCUGCAGUCCCUCCUACAGUGACCACAACACUGAGGUUCUCUCAGGAUAUGAGAACCAGGAGGCUAGACACUACCUGGACAGUACCCGGCCUGCAGGUCUGGCCCUGAGCCCACGCAUCGAAAUCACCCCCUCUCGUGAGCACUACAACCAUGGUCGGGACUCCCUGCAGAACCACCACCUGAACAUUAGCCCCAGACCCACCCUCACUGUGCCAGGCCAUGAAAACCUCGCCUACCGUGAGCCUCAGUGCCUGAGCCCUGCCAGCAGCAACUCCUCCACCAGCUGGCACUCAGAGAGUUACUCCCCCUGGGCGUCUCCUUGUGUGUCCCCCAGCAGUGGCCAGAACCCCGGAGACCUCUGCCCCAGGUUACAGAACAUCCACACUGGUUCCCCGCGCACGUCCCCGGGCACCUCUCCUCGCACCAGCCUAGCUGAGGACGGCUGCCUGGGACCCCGCUCGCCCUCCUCCAGACCUGGCUCCCGCUCCACCUCCCCGCAGGGCAAACGCACCUACGACAUGUACAGGAAUCCAGGCUUAGUGCCCGGGCACCGCUCCCGCAGCCCCUCCCCCCACAGUGGCCAUGAAGAUCACAACAUAGGUGCCCACUAUACGCACAGCAGCCUCGCUGAUGCCAUGAAUGGUUUUGGCACCAGUCAGCCAGGCCUGGUGCCCACUAAAAUAGUCAAGACGUCCAACCAGGUUUACACUCUGUACCCAGAGAACCACGCAGAAGGGAACUACUUGGUGUCCUGCGACCAGGACAUAAAACCCAAACCUGCUACAGAGAAUUUCUUUGUUAUCCCUCCGAUCUGGUCCAAGCCGCUGGUUUCUAGCCUCUGCAGCAUCCCUGUGGCCUCUCUCCCCCCGCUGGAGUGGCCGAUGCCCAGUCGCACAGAGCAGUAUGAGCUCCACAUUGAAGUGCAGCCCAAGCCACACCACAGGGCUCACUAUGAGACAGAAGGGAGCAGGGGCGCAGUCAAAGCCCCCACAGGAGGACAUCCUGUUGUGCAGUUACACGGCUACAGAGGCAAGGAGCCGCUUGGCCUCCAGAUCUUCAUCGGUACAGCCGAUGAGCGCAUCCUCAAGCCCCACGCCUUUUAUCAAGUCCACCGCAUCACUGGCAAGACAGUGACAACCACCAGUUAUGAGAAGGUUAUCCAUGGCACCAAAGUCCUCGAAAUCCCCCUGGAGCCAAAGAACAACAUGAAAGCAGUAAUCGACUGUGCCGGGAUCCUGAAGCUCAGGAACGCCGACAUCGAGCUGAGGAAGGGCGAGACGGACGUCGGUCGGAAAAACACCCGCGUUCGCCUCGUGUUUCGUGUGCACAUACCUCAGCCUGGAGGACAGCACGUCUCUCUCCAAGUGGCCUCGCAUCCUAUCGAGUGCUCCCAGCGUUCAGCACAUGAGCUUCCCAUGGUGGAGAAGCAGGACAUUGACAGCUGCUCAGUUCUGGGAGGCCAGCAGAUGAUCCUGACUGGGCAGAACUUCAGCUCUGAUUCCAAGGUCAUUUUUUUGGAGAAAACCCAGGAUGGGCAGCAAAUCUGGGAAAUGGAAGCAACAGUGGACAAAGACAAGAGCCAGCCUAGUAUGCUGUUUGUGGAGGUGCCGUCCUACCGAGACACGUCUGUCUGCCACUCUGUCAAAGUGAACUUCUACGUCAUUAAUGGCAAGAGGAAGCGCAGCCAGCCUCAACAUUUCUCCUACACACCACUGGCAUCUCCAUCCAUCAAGACAGAGCCUAUAGACGAGUAUGAAGCAGACCACAUGGGCUUUGCCAUGCCUCAGAUUUUGGGCUUAUCCCCUCAUUCCUACUACCACAACCCACGCAGCGUCCUCCAUCCAGACAAUGGCAUGGCCUCCUGCCAGCGCCUCAGCUCCAGCCUUCCAAACCAGGAUGCACGUUUCCAACAGCAGAGCCCAGCCAUCGUGUACUCCCGCGGGGGGAAGAGUCUGAGCAGCAGCCCUGGCCUUUAUCAUCAGACUGGAGGGAUGAUGCCCGACCCCCACCGGUCAGUCCUGGUCCACACGGGCUCCCCGGCUCAGCCUGUGGGUCCGAUCGGUGCAGGCCAGCACCCUUCCAUCAUCCAGUUCUCCCCCACCAACCACCACCUGCUCCGCGGAGGAGACCCUCAAGCUCUCAGUGCUCCGCAGCCCGACAGCCAGCAGAUCAUCUACUGCGACGGAUACUCCCCACAAGCAGCCGGCGCCCACUCACCCACCACACCCCCCCAGGCUCAGACAGCGGUGAGCCUCCCUCAGCACUAUCCCACCGUGAUCCAGCAGCAGCCCUACGUGCAGAAGGGGCAGCAGCAACAGAAAGGCCGAGCUCCACCUGGCACGGGGCAGAUGGAGGCUCCAGGAGACGGACAGAGGAGGGUGACGGUCAAGGAGGAGAACUUGGACCAGGCCUACCUAGAUGAUGGUGAGUUGAAUGAGAUCAUAAGAAAGGAUCUGACGGGCGUUCAGGCCAGAGGGCAGACAUAGAGGAGGGACGCGGGCAGGAAAUGACAACAUACGUCCCCCUCCUCUUCCCCCUCCCUACGUUCAACACACACACACACACACACACACACACACACACACACACA
Molecule: messenger RNA, 3177 nt
Organism: Epinephelus fuscoguttatus (brown-marbled grouper)
Lineage: Eukaryota; Metazoa; Chordata; Actinopteri; Perciformes; Serranidae
Gene: nfatc2a
Product: nuclear factor of activated T cells 2a
Exons: 10
Coding region: 365-3073 (902 amino acids)
Biological process (GO): cytokine production; regulation of transcription by RNA polymerase II; calcineurin-NFAT signaling cascade
Cellular component (GO): transcription regulator complex
Molecular function (GO): RNA polymerase II cis-regulatory region sequence-specific DNA binding; DNA-binding transcription factor activity, RNA polymerase II-specific; transcription factor binding
Source: RefSeq, a predicted model, not a curated record